AUGUCUUUAGCAGAUUCGGCCACAUUCCGCUGCAAUCUCCACCGCUACGACGAUCCCGAUCAGCUUCUCCAAAUUCGAAUACGUCAUUCAACACGUCUUCUCACCGGAUCGCCAUUCUCCGGAUAUCCUUUCAAUAUCGUCCAUGAAACUCUCCCUACUACAAUGGCGGAUGCUCAGUUCCCCCUUCCUCUGCGAGAGCUCGAAGAUCCGUUGUUCUGCCAAGCUUACAUCGAGGAAUUUCUGAGUUCUUACAACCUUGGUGCCACAAUAAAAAACGCCAUUGCUCGGAGGAUUGCCUCGUUCGUCGUUCAAAUGGCGUGCGGAAACUACGAGAUGACGUUCUACAUCGUUGCGGAAAUCGAUUACAUCCAGAUGUUUUGGUUGGAUCAGAGUGCGAUUGCAGCAGAGGAGGAGGAGGAGGAGGAAGAAGAUGAGGAGGAGGAAGAAGAUGAGGAGGAGGAGGAGGAGGAGGUGAUUUUUGACAACUUUUCGGGGAGGAGAGGGGCGCCGGAGACGGCGAUAGAGAGGUUGAAGAAGGAGAAAUUCGAUGGGUUUGGGGGAGAAGAUUUGGGGAAUUGCAGUGUGUGUUAUGAUGAGAUGAAGGACGGUGGGGAAGAAGUGAGCAGAAUCCCCUGCGGACACGUGUAUCAUAAAUCUUGUGUUCUCACUUGGCUUCAAAGGAACAACUCAUGUCCUUUGUGCAGAAAGAAACUAGAAGCUUAAGAGAUUCAAAGUUUUUUCUUUU
Messenger RNA from Cucurbita pepo subsp. pepo (vegetable marrow), 745 nucleotides. The record is from RefSeq and is a predicted model, not a curated record. Lineage: Eukaryota; Viridiplantae; Streptophyta; Magnoliopsida; Cucurbitales; Cucurbitaceae.